AUGGAUACGACUGUAGCCGCAGUCUUCAAACACGGCCACCUAAUCACCCUGUGUUUAGAAUACCUCAAGCUGAAGAAUGUUAAUCAGUUGAUCCUACGCCAAAACAGUUCCGACUACAAACGCCUUGAAAAGUUCCUGCUCGGCUUGCGGAUCGUCGUGCAGACGGGUGGGACGCGUUCACGUACCAAAACGAUCCGGGGCCUAGUCGAGAACGGCGGUGAAUUUAUGUUCUUGAAAAACGAUGAGGAGAUUUCCGUAGCGCGCCACUUUCAACAGGCUCACAACAUCAGGAUCUCAAACCCCAAAAUCGUUGGUAUAUGCUUGUCUGGGAGGAAGUCUGAACGUAAAGAGGUUGUUCCACUUGAGUUAUGUAUUGUCGAGCCCGGACAGCUCUGCAAGCGGAUUCCCGAAGACAUCCGUACCGACAUGGUCCGGUUUUCAACCAUGAGGCCAGGAGAGCGACGGGAGAAGAUUACAACGGAGAUUCACUCCUAUGUAACAUCAGAAUACUUGAGGGAAUCAGGCCUUCGAGUCAAUCCGGAGCCACUUACUAUCAAGAGCAAAAUGCUGGAUUCUCCCGGCAUCAUUUUCCAUCAGGAGACACUUAAUCCACAAGAUGGAAAGUGGAAUGUCCUCCGCAAGAGGCUGCAGAAUCCAAGUGCGUUGACCAGCUGGGGCGUGGUAAACUUCAUCUCCAAUUCCCUCGACAUGGAUACUUGCACCAACAUGAUGCUGGAGCUUGCUGAUUGCUGUAAGAAUCUUGGAAUGGCUGUUGGUAGACCUGUGGAUAUUGACCCUGGCCAGCCCUACACUCCGACAAAGGCUCUCGAUUUGAUGGUUGAGAAAGCAAAGAGAGCCGGUGUUGAUGGGAGCAAAUUUAUCAUUAUCGUCAUCCUUCCACAAGACGCAGGUCCGCUCCGAACUCAAAUCAAGCAUUGGGGUGACAUUAUCAAUGGUAUUCCAACACAGUGCCUUCGCGAACACAAGCUCUCGAAUCCAAGGGAUCCAAAAUUCCGUCCCCCGGACAGCCAAUAUUGGAAUAACGUCGCACUGAAGCUGAACGUGCGUCUCGGUGGGCGUAACUCCCAUGCAAGUUCAGCGCAGAUCAUGAGGCUCCUUCAGAGAGAGCCAUUCAUAAUCAUGGGCGCUGAUGUCGGCCACCCCAGUCCCGGCAUCCAAAAGCCAUCGGUUUCAAGUCUCGUUUAUUCACACGACGAACACGCGACAGAAUAUGCCGCCCUUACAAGCAUCCAAGCCCCCCGCCUAGAAAUGAUACAGGAUCUCUCGCGAUUCAUAAAAACGGCACUCGAAAAUUUCGUGGCAAAGAAUAACACCCCGCCGAAGCGGCUCAUUUUUUUCCGUGAUGGAGUUUCCGAAGGCGAAUAUCAGAGAGUGGCAGAGCAAGAGCUUGUCUGGAUCAGAGAGGGCAUAGACGCUCUGUGGCUCGAGAAGGGUGUGCUCGGAAAGGUCCCCCAACCAAUGAUAACUUUCAUCAUUGUUACGAAACGCCACCACGCUGUGUUCUUCCCGAAACGCGGAGCCAUGCAGGACAGGACUGGGAACCUUCAGCCAGGCUGUGUUGUUGAUAGCACGAUCACUAGCCCAGAUGGAACUAUCAGGGAUUUCUACCUGCAGAGUCAUGCUGCAAUUCAAGGAACCUGCCGCUCAAGCCACUAUGUUGUACUUCAUGACGAAAUCUUCAAUAAUGAUCUCAAUAAGAUGCAGGACCUGGCCUACACCUUGUGCCAUGUCUACGCCAAGGCUACUCGCAUUGUGUCGAUUCCUGCACCGGUCUACUAUGCCGAUCUGGUUUGCCAACGCUCCGCCUUCCACAUGGACCCCCAUGGACCUUUAAACAUGGAUGACGACACCGCGUCGACGCUGCACAGUGGCCCGGCCCCAUUCGAUUUGUCCUUGUGGCAGCAAGCGUGGAGGCCAACAAAUCCUCGAAUGGAUAAAAAAAUGUAUUUCCUUUAG
This is a messenger RNA of Cyclocybe aegerita, 1977 nucleotides long. The record is from the annotation of a GenBank genome assembly. Lineage: Eukaryota; Fungi; Basidiomycota; Agaricomycetes; Agaricales; Hemipholiotaceae.